Molecule: messenger RNA, 1995 nt
Organism: Cladophialophora yegresii CBS 114405
Lineage: Eukaryota; Fungi; Ascomycota; Eurotiomycetes; Chaetothyriales; Herpotrichiellaceae
Exons: 1
Coding region: 1-1995 (664 amino acids)
Biological process (GO): double-strand break repair via nonhomologous end joining
Cellular component (GO): DNA ligase IV complex; nucleus
Molecular function (GO): DNA end binding
Source: RefSeq, a predicted model, not a curated record
AUGUCGGAACCAGGCAGCGAGGGAGGAUGGCGAGAACUCCAGACCUCCUCCCGCCGCCAAUGCCCCAAGCUGUUCUACCAGUUUUCGACCAGCCGCGAAUCGCUGACGCUGCUCCUCACCGACUUGAUAUCCAUCUGGGAAACUAGUCUGGACAGCUACGACAUCAAAGCGGCAGCAGCCCGACAGCACACGACCGUCGACCCGUCAGCCUCGGACCGCCAAUUCGAGGUUCUGCUGUCCAAACUCCGCCAGAGCCUAAGCGACGGCGAGAACACAAUCACACGAGGGUCAGAGAAGAGUUCACAGAGACUGUACCUCCGCACGACAAUCGACCUACCUCGCGGUCUGCCGCCGCUAGACUGGACGUUCACGCUAGAACCCCAGACCAGCUCGGAACUUGCUGAACGCCUCCUCCGGCCCAGCCUGCACGAGGUGGCCGUGUCGCAGAGCAAAAUCAGCUCCUUGCUCAGCAUCGUCAGGGAGAAAGACCAUGUCAUCUCGAAACUGCUCGAUCGGAUCGGCAAUUCGGCUGUGGACCUGAGCCUCGUUUUCCCUGGAAUUGCUGGCCUCGCGUCGAGAAAGGGUAGCCAUGUCUCUGUUGCGGAUGCGAAGAAGCGCGUCCCUGGGAUGGCGGAUUUCGACGAGGAAGCCUGGAUCAAGCAGUUCGCCACCGACGACGGGUACGAGGGCGCGGAUCGGACGGGGCUGGGUAACCUCGUUCGCGGGUGUGAGAAGUGCUUCGUGCACAGCAGGUCUGAGCACGAGAGCUGGGUCAGGGAUUUACCGACGACAACUGCAACACAGCGUGGCGCGAAGGGCGACGCAGAGGUCAAGUCGCCGCCGAUGAAGCCCGGCCCAGACGACGAGUCUACGGAUGAUGAAUUCGAACGUCAACCAACCCCACCAUACUUGAAGACUACGAGUCCCGCAGCCACAAGGAAGACCCAGCCCGCAACUACCACCACCGUGGACGACGAUACCCAGGACGAAGAACCCAGUCCUCCAAAGAGUACCAAAGCAUCCAAAAUCGGUGGCCUCGGCAAACGAGACGCGACCAAGGCAUUUGGCGCCUCUACCUCUAAAAGUCCAGCCAAGGCAUCUCCGCCCGCCGAACGAAAGGCAUCACCAGUGCGUCGAGCCUCCGACGCCUCAACAGACCCAGCGACAGCGACAGCCUCAGAAAACGCCGAGGACGAAGACAUCCGACUGCCCUCACGACGGGGCACCAAAUCUCCCCAACCAGCCCAGAAGCCCAAAGCGCGCGUCCCGAAUAAGAAGGGAGCCACGACCCGCUCACCAUCAGCUACACCCUCGCCUUCAGUCUCUCCAUCUCCAUCUCCAUCUCCGUCUCCGCUGCUCACACGCUCACAUCCCAAGCAUUCGUCACCAGCCUCCCCCAAAAAUCCGAAAAGGGGCAAGGCAGAAGAUGACGAAACUGAAACGGAAACAGAAACCGAGGAUGAGGACGAGAACAAGGACAAGGAUGAGGACAAUGACCGUCAUCACCCUCCCUCCUCAGCCUCUCCUGCGCACAACCCACAACCCAAGUCCCCUACCCCCACGACCGCACAACCGCCCAACCGUCUAGGUCGUCUCGGCGCCCGCAAGAGAGACCCAUCGCCGACGCCGACGCCGACGCCGGAUCCAGCCUCUGAUGAAGAACGCCCUUCUCAACACGAGAAGGCGCAAUCCCCUCGGAAACCAGGUGUCCACAAACUUGGCGGCUUGCGGAAAAGGAAACAAGCACACAGGGAUGAGUCUUCCUCUCCGGAGGCUCGCCCGGAUGCCGACGCCGAUGCCGAUGCCGAUCCACGCGCUUUGGAAUCCUCCAAAGCCGUGGGCCGGUCCAAGUCUCUGUCGAAACGCCGCGCAGCGUCAGCUGAACCUUCACCACCACCGAAGGAGACGGCCGAGGAAGCAGCAUCUCGGCGGCGAAUGCAGCUGAAACGCACGAUCGAGGCGGGCACGGCGGGGAAGAAGAAGCGGAGGUUUUGA